This is a messenger RNA of Branchiostoma belcheri (Belcher's lancelet), 874 nucleotides long. RefSeq lists its product as uncharacterized. The record is from RefSeq and is a predicted model, not a curated record. The transcript is spliced from 5 exons. The coding region runs from base 91 to 450 and encodes 119 amino acids. Lineage: Eukaryota; Metazoa; Chordata; Leptocardii; Amphioxiformes; Branchiostomatidae.
GGCCUGGGACCGAACUGUCGGGCUCUUGGAACCUAGCGCUCCCAGACCCAAGGGACGACUUCUAUUUGGAGUUCAACAGGCCACUCGAAGAUGAAGCUGUCCGUGUGCCUCCCGUUCCUGGGCUGCCUGGUGCUCGCCACCGCCAUCCCUGUGCCUCGUCAUGAGGACCUGCAAGGCCUGCUGACUGAGCUAGAAGACGGGCUAGAAGAAUUGCUGGAGGUUGAGAUGGAGAACCGUGAGAAGAGGCAGCCACCAGGCCAGUGGCUGCCCCGCAGGGGAGAGAACCUGCAAAGCCUGCCACCCGGCUUUGGGGAGAACCGUGAGAAGAGGCAGCCAGACCAGUGGCUGCCCCGCAGGGGAGAGAACCUGCAAGGCCUGCUGACUGAGUUAGAAGACGGGCUCGAAGAAUUGCUGGAGGUUGAGAUGGAGAAGCGAGUUUCGGAGGAAUGACAGAACUGCAGGAGGCUGAGGACCAAGAUGCAGAUCUCGAUGCAGAAGACCUUAAAUAGUUUCAUUAGAUAAAGACAUGGGUGGUUAUGAUUAAGUUCUUUGAUAAUGUUUACCUUCACACAAGGAAAACACAUUGUUUUUGCUCAGUUUCUUCUUCUUCCUCUUCUUAUGCUCCAAACAAAUUAAGUCAAUGAAAUGGACCAUGCAGAACUCUGUCACCAUGGUAACUUAGCUUGUGGUGUAGCAACACCCUGUGGUGUUGGGUUACAUUAUGUAGCAGAACAGAUUUGGAGAUGUGGGAUAAUCAUUUAGGUAUCUAUAACGUUUCACAACGAUGUCCGGACAUGUACGUAUACAUUUCAGGAAGCAAAAGAGUGACUGCGUAUGUUUGAAUAUGAAGGACAAUAAAACUGGUGGAUUUGAA